AUGAAAUAAAGAAAAGUGCAAUCACCUUAAGAGAUUAUUGCUUUUCUUAGAUCCUUUAAGAAUUACAUUAAGAAACCUCAUUCAAUGAGUCCUUAAAGUCGAUGUUAAACUAAUGUUUAGACAGCCAAAAAGAUGAUGAAAAAUGAUCAUCUACUGAAAUCUCCAACUGAAAGAAAAGAGAAUAAUGAAUUUCAUUGUGACGGUAUUGAGAAGAAGAUUGAGAAUUUGGCUAAUUAGAUCAAAGAUUUGUAGUCAAAGUAGGAACAAUUAGAAAAUUAGCAUUAUUAAUUGAGCAAGAGUGUCAAGAAGUUAAAUUUAGAUAAAAAGCACUAAUUAUAAGUAAGAGGGAGAAAAAUUAAUUUUAGGAGCGAAGUUAGAUGAUAAAAAAAUUAGAUCAAAUGAUUGAUAUCUAACUAAAAUAAGAAGAAAACCUGAAUUAAUUUAAGUAAUUAUUUGCUUCUCGAAAUAUAAUUAAUUGA
Paramecium sonneborni is the source of this 479-nucleotide messenger RNA. The record is from the annotation of a GenBank genome assembly. Lineage: Eukaryota; Ciliophora; Oligohymenophorea; Peniculida; Parameciidae.